Messenger RNA from Tyto alba (common barn owl), 2165 nucleotides. It is a transcript of the gene DFFA, whose product is annotated as DNA fragmentation factor subunit alpha. The transcript is spliced from 6 exons. The record is from RefSeq and is a predicted model, not a curated record. Gene Ontology annotation, biological process: regulation of apoptotic process; apoptotic process. Lineage: Eukaryota; Metazoa; Chordata; Aves; Strigiformes; Tytonidae. The coding region runs from base 528 to 1466 and encodes 312 amino acids.
AACUGCCAUGAGUUUCCGGGCUCAGCCGCCCUCUCGACGGGACAGGGCAGGGCUGCGGAGAGCGAGCCGCGGACUGCGAGGCUCUGUGGGUUGCAAGUGCCCAAGCUUGCAUGGCAGGACAGUCCUCCUUGCCGAGGAAAAGCCAUUGAAAAGACCCGGGCGGUGCGGCCGGGCCGCCGUGCGCAGCUCCGGCGUUGCAGCUGUGGGGCUGGCUAUGGCGCACGGCUAUUUUACGGCUUCUUAAAGAACGGGCUCGAUUUCUGUAGGGCCGGCAGCCCACCCUGCGUGCCUGGAUUUCUCCCGUGUAUCCUUUCCCAGGCAGCACGCCUGGCUGUGAGGGAGCGCAUCGUCCGAACGCACGGCGGCACGCUCGCCCUGCUCCUUUGUUUCACAAGCGGCUGCCAGCGCGGAGAGCCCUUCUCGACGGCCGAAACGCUGAGGGGAAGCGCCCGUAGGCUGCGCUCAACACCCCCGCCCCGAGGAGCCUUUCCCGCGUUCGGGCGCCGGUUUCACCGCCGCGGGCGGCCAUGGCGGCGCGGCUGAAGCGCUGCCUGCUGCGGCGGCGGGACGGGCGGCAGCAGCACGGCGUGGCCGCCUCUUGCCUUCGGGAGCUGCGCGACAAGGCUAGUGCCAUUCUGGCAAUUGACAAGGCCAUGCAGCCCAUCACCUUAGUACUGGCAGAAGAUGGCACCAUUGUGGAUGACGAAGAUUACUUUUUGUGUUUGCCAUCUGACACCAAGUUUGUGGCACUGGCCAAGAAUGAGAAAUGGUCCGGCAAAAGUUCAGACAGUGGAACGUCCUGGCUCUCAGAGUCUGUGGAUGAAGUGGAUAGUGCUGCAGAGAAGUGGAAGCAGCUGGCCAGGCAACUGAGGGAUGACCUGUCUAAUAUCAUCCUGAUGUCUGAAGAUGACCUCCAGGUGCUGAUUGAUGUACCACGUUCAGACCUGGCAGAAGAACUUGCCCAAAGUCAAACCAAAAUCCAGGUAUUGCAGGACACCCUGCAGCAGGUGCUGGACAGACGAGAAGAAGAACGCCAGUCAAGACAGCUACUGGAACUCUACCUAGAGGCCUUGAAAAACGAAGACAGUAUCUUAAGCAAAGUAGCAGAAUCUGAGACUAUACCAAGAAAGGAGAUGGAUGUGGUUGACACAGGUACCAGCAGUACAGGCCCUUCAGCCAGAACGGCGCUCAGUGACCAGAUCCUUGCUGCUCUGAAAGAGAAACCUGCCCCAGAGCUCUGCUUGGACAGUCAAGAUCUAGAGCUGGUCUUGAAAGAAGACACACAAGCCCUGGCCUCGGCUCUAAGAUGGGACAAGCAGAAAGCUGAUGCUCUGCAGCAAGCCUGUGAGCAGGAGCUCUCCAAGCGUCUACAGCAAGUGCAGACUUUGCAUUCCUUGAGGAGCACGUCAAAGGGCAAGAAAACGCUACCCUGGGGAGACUGGCUUGGUUCAAAACGCAAGAAAUAAGACUGAAGUGCUGCUUGCAAUUUUUCCUUAUUUUUUUUUCUUUAGAAUCAGUACAAGUAAAGAUCUAUCCCGGGAGCCAUAGUUUGCUGGUCAUACUGUGGUGUGGCUAUAGACAACUAAAAUCUGGACAUUGUCCUGAGGCUUAUACUCCUGUGAUGAUUCAAAUCAUGUGUAACCAAAGGGAUUUGAAUGUUUUGCAGAAUACUAGAACAAUGUCAUUGCUAAGCACAGCAUGUAAGGGGUCAGCUUUGAAUACCUGGUUGGGAGCCAGAAGCUUCCAGCUGAUAAUGAUGGAUCUAGCUUCUGAAGCCCCAGGCAGUUUGCUUACUUUGCCCACUCUCCAUUUUCAGCGUGAAGGAUGGAAGACCUCCAGAAGACACUUGGAGGCGCAGUUCAUGAACAGGGAAGAGGGGUUAGCCAGCUGCUGUCUGGCUUUAAGCUCAAGCCUGGGAUUUACGAACUUGAAUUCUCACACUAAUUUCAUCAGUUAAAGUAAAUUCAAAGUCCUUUAACUUCUGUGUUUUUUCUCUAAGGAGCUCCUGCUUCUUGGGUGCAGUGUAAGCACUAACUUGUAACACACAGGAAAGGUAGAAAUACUUACUCUCCUAAUCAUUAGUGUAAUAUCAUGAUGCUUUUGUAUUAACUGUCUUAUUUUUAAAUUUGUUAAAGUCUUUUUUUCUAUUACCAUUAAAACCAUUU